Messenger RNA from Solanum dulcamara, 1674 nucleotides. RefSeq lists its product as uncharacterized. The transcript is spliced from 16 exons. Gene Ontology annotation, biological process: biosynthetic process. The record is from RefSeq and is a predicted model, not a curated record. Gene Ontology annotation, cellular component: cytoplasm. The coding region runs from base 267 to 1514 and encodes 415 amino acids. NCBI's taxonomy places the organism in Eukaryota, Viridiplantae, Streptophyta, Magnoliopsida, Solanales, Solanaceae.
AUACAAAUAAUUCUAUACUGGAGAGUGAUGAAAGCCAUGUGAAAACAAAAACAAAGGUCGAAAUUUCCUACCUAUUUAUUUGUAUUUCUCUCAUAAAAAUAAUAUAUAAAAAUCCACCCAGUUUCUUCAGUCCUUUCUUUCUCCCUGGAUCUUUUGUAUACAUCUCAAUUUUUACAGUAUUCAUAUCCCCUCCCUUCUCUGUCUCGUCUACCGCACACAUCCACUCGUACAAUUUUCAUCUUCUGUCAGCACUGUCACUUUCAGAAAUGGGAAGUUCUGAGGAGAAAGUUGUGGCUGUGAUCAUGGUCGGUGGACCAACCAAAGGAACACGUUUCCGCCCUUUGUCAUUGAAUAUCCCAAAACCACUUUUUCCAUUAGCGGGACAGCCAAUGGUUCAUCAUCCGAUCUCUGCCUGUAAAAGGAUUCCAAACCUAGUGCAGAUCUACCUCAUUGGCUUCUAUGAGGAGCGUGAAUUUGCUAUAUAUGUCUCCUCAAUCUCGAAUGAACUAAGAAUGCCUGUGAGAUACCUGAAGGAGGACAAACCACAUGGUUCAGCUGGAGGCCUUUACAACUUUAGGGAUCUGCUUAUGGAAGACAGUCCGUCACAUAUAUUUUUGCUGAACUGCGACGUUUGCUGUAGUUUUCCACUGCCUGAGAUGCUCGAGGCUCAUAGAAGAUAUGGUGGAAUUGGAACCAUUCUUGUCAGCAAGGUGUCUGCUGAGACAGCCAGUGAAUUUGGUGAACUGGUCGCUGACCCCAUUACCAAUGAACUGUUGCAUUACACAGAGAAACCUGAAACUUUUGUGAGUGACCGCAUCAACUGUGGUGUGUACGUAUUUACACCAGAUAUCUUCGAUGCUAUUCAAGGAGUAUCCACUCAGAGAAAAGACAGAGCUAAUCUAAGGCGUGUAUCCAGCUUUGAAGCUCUUCAGCCAGUAAAUAGGAGUCUUCCAACAGACUUUGUACGGUUGGAUCAAGAUAUUUUGACACCUCUUUCAGGGAAGAAGCAGCUAUAUACCUAUGAAACCAUGGAUUUCUGGGAGCAAAUUAAAACACCAGGAAUGUCUUUGAAGUGCUCCGGUCUCUACCUGGCUCAAUAUAGUUCCACCUCACCCCAUCUUUUGGCAAGUGGAGAUGGCUCAAAGACUGCAACCAUAAGCGGUGAUGUUUAUAUCCAUCCAUCUGCUAAAGUUCAUCCAACUGCAAAGAUUGGUCCAAAUGUUUCAAUUUCUGCUAAUGCUCGUAUUGGAGCUGGUGCCAGGCUCAUCAGUUGUAUUAUCCUUGAUGAUGUUGAAAUCAAGGAAAAUGCGGUUGUUAUUCAUGCAAUUGUUGGCUGGAAGUCUUCAAUUGGCAGAUGGUCAAGAGUCCAGGGUGCAGGAGACUACAACACAAAGCUCGGGAUCACAAUUCUUGGUGAAUCUGUGUCUGUCGAGGAUGAAGUAGUGGUAAUCAACAGCAUUGUGCUGCCAAACAAGACUCUUAAUGUGAGUGUCCAAGAAGAGAUCCUACUUUAAGCGCAAUGAGAUGAAUUUGGCAGUGCCCUUAUUGCUUAUUUUAUGUAUGUAUUGUUUGUACAUUUGAAUACAGAACAAUUUUGCUAGUUUACUGUUUAUUUGUAAUUUUCCCUAGUAAGAGACUGCAAUAAACCCUUUUCUUAAUUUUAUUUUUGGUCGA